This is a messenger RNA of Astyanax mexicanus (Mexican tetra), 3979 nucleotides long. RefSeq names its product zinc finger protein 287. Bases 156 to 1136 code for a protein of 326 amino acids. The record is from RefSeq and is a predicted model, not a curated record. The transcript has 2 exons. Lineage: Eukaryota; Metazoa; Chordata; Actinopteri; Characiformes; Acestrorhamphidae.
GGUGUUUCACCAGGAAUUAGCGCUAUUGUUGCUGUAGUGUAAUUUGUGUACAGUGAAAGAUCAGAGCUGAUGUUACAGGAGUAUUAGGGGAGUAGCGGGUGUGAGUAUUGUAGUAUUAUCUGGGCAGUGUUAUAAACUGUGUGUUAGGGGUACAGAUGGCGGCCGCGGUGGUGCUACAGACGCAGAUCAGCGCGAUACUGGAGGUUCUGGCUAAAGCGGCAGUGGCAGAGAUCAGUCAGCUGAUCCAGGAGGACAGUGUGGUUCUUCACCUGGAGAUCAAACGGAGGGAAGAUGAGAUAGACGGGCUGAAGAAGCGCCUGCAUGUCACCGAGAAAGAGCUGAAGAAAGCUCAGGCUGUUCCUGAUAAAUGUUCAAUCGGUGUUCAGGCCGAGAUACUGGAUACAGAUUUAAUACCCAGUCGAAAUAGACUCUUACCUGGCAACCCCCUCCAAACAUUCGAUACGGUUUUACAGCAAACGCCAAAAGAUGAGAAACCACAGCCCUCCCACAGAAUGCAGACGCCUCCACAGCACAUACCUGAAGAGCCACAGAGUGCGGCCCAGACCUUCGCUCCUGAGUCAAGCAGCAAACCACAACCUCAACAGGUGUGUGACGAAGAUGAGUUCAGCAGGCUGGAGUUUGAGAUGAAGAUGGAGCAGGUGGAGGAGCUGGUGGAUCAGGAGCUGAACCUGCAGAGGGCCAACUACAGGACGGUGUGUACGGAAGCUGGAUCUAAUCAGAAGACCGGUGCGCAGAUGUGGUCGCCUGUGGAUGAUGAUGACUCGGUGACUGAUUACAUCAUGCCUGAUGGUACUAUGGGCUUAGAGCAGUACCAGCAGGUUCCCACGGAACCCUGUGCAGAACCUGUUCCACACCCACAGUUACCUGCCAACAUUCAGAACUCGCCAGGUAACAUGCUUCCGCUGUGGGAGCGAACGGCAGCCGUCCAACUGAGGACUAAACCCUUCCGCUGUGAGCAGUGCGGGAAACGCUUCACCCAGAGGACCAGGCUCAUAACGCACAGGCGGAUCCACACCGGAGAGAAGCCCUAUCACUGCCAGCUCUGCGGUAAAAUGUUCUCCAGACAGGAUAACUGCCUCAGGCAUGUACGUCUCCACAGCGGACAGAGGUGGUAAAAAAAAAAAAAAAAAAGCUGUGGCCAGUGCUGUGCUUGGACUGUGCUCGUAUUAACUGGAACGAGAGGAACAUUUAUUUAGUUCUUUAUAAUAAGAAUCUUCACAAAACAAACCAAAAAAACUAUUUCAGACAGUAGAGUCCAAUCCCAUUUCACCCCUUGGCCCUACCCCUUCGUUUCGAGGGUGAAAUCCUCCCUCUAAGAAUUGGGACGACCCUUUAAGCUCCCGAUACUUCAUCUGGAGCGCUAAAGUUUAGUACUAGCUGCUGGUUAACUAGUUAACUUUAGGGCGUUUUUUAUUGAAUGUCUUCAGAAAGGGGGGAGAUUGUGGAGAAAUUAAUUUAUUAGUGUCCAUUCCUUAAUUCCUCUGUGAUCAGGAGCUGAAAUUAGCUUUGAUUAGCUUUUAUUUUAUGUUAUUUUUCCGCUCCGCCUUAAAUGCUGCAGCCCCUGCCAUUUCUUGCGCCAUUUUAAGGUGGAACUGAAAAGUUAGUUAGCUGGCUAGCUACUGAGACAAACUACUUGCAAUCUUUUUUAUGCUUUAUAUAAAGAAUUCAGCCAUGAAACAUUAUAGCUACACAUUAAACAAUGGUAAUAUAGUGCUAAUUCUCACUUAAAAAAAAAAAGGAAAAUACUUACAUUUGUGGGUUUCUUUGGUCGCUUGCUCCUCGGUUUAAAGUGUGCAUCUGAAAAAUAUCUGGUAGUGUUAACAAGCCCUAUCCCUUCCCCAAACCUACCCCUCCAGCCUAACCAGAAUCAGGACACCCCUACCUCUUGGCGUGUAUGAGCAAAACAGAGGGUUAGGGGUAAGGGGUAAUGGGGGAAAUGGGAUUGGGCCUGAGUUCAAACCAAAUUACCACCCUUGUAGCAGAAGCCAGUGGUCAGGUGAUUUGAUAAAAGCAGAAAAAAUGAUUGGACAGCAGCAUCUCCAAAACAUCUGUCAGGUCUUGUGUGGUGCUUCUGAUAGGCAGUGGUCAGUACCUACUAAAACUGCUCCAAGAAAGGGCAACCAUAGACAGGGUCGUGGGCACCCGUGGCUAAUUGAUGCAAUCCAUGAAGGUUCCACUUCGCAACUUAUGCCAGGUUCACACUAAACGACUUUAUGAGUUGUCAGUCUUUGUGCUGUUCACAGUUCACGAAUGGUUGUGCUCUAAUCGGGAGUCCUUCAGUUGUCGAGACUUAUUAUUAGCGAUACACACAGGAUGAUGUGUAUGCCAGGCCAGAGAAUCUCUAUAGAGGACAAUACUCGCUUGCGGCAAGUCCAAAAUGAAUGAGUUCAUAUAAAGCAACUGAGCAAAAUCAAGAUUUUUUUUAAAUGUCUGAUCAUUUGAAAUAUGUACUUGACAAAGAACUAUAUCAUAUGUUUCAUUACCGGAGACAUGAUGUUACAUAAUCGUUUAAAGCAGACAUUUUUUUAAUAAGUAGAGUUUAAAACAGAGCUUUUAAAAAACAUUUUCGGGCUGUUUCAAUGAGCGAAAUUUGUUCAGAAUUAUGUUAAUUAACAUUGCAACACUGAAGAAGCAUAGACCUAUUUUUUAGGGAAAGCAACGUACAGUGCUGCAAUCAAUAGUGGACAAGCAAAGAAGAAGCUCAGGUGUGCGUGAGCCCCAGAGCUGCAUAAUUAUAACAUUCUAACUUGUGCAACUUUUAUUUAAAAACAGUUCGAUUUAUUACUUUGCUAUAUUGUGAUUAUCAUGCCAUAGCUUUAUAUAAAAUAAAUCUAGCAUUAAAAACAGAUGCCUAGGUCACAGACUAUUUUCCUGAGCCCAACCUGACCUGGGCCUCUGGUUGGGUCAGGUUCGGGCAGAGAAUCUAAACUGUAGUCAGGCCCUCUAUAAACAGCUCUGGUCAUGCAGGAGAUGGCUGUAGGUAGCCACUGCUCCUGUCUCUCAGUCGCCGACUGGAUCAGAUAUUUAGCAUGCCAAAUAUUUGCCAGGCAUCUGCGACUUGCCGGCGAUCACUCGUCUACCGAUCGGCAAACGUAUUUUAAGAGAUCCCCAAUUGGAGUAAAAUUGGAGAAAAAUUGUCAGUGACUGAAAAAUAAAAACAUUUAAAUUGUGUAGUGUGAACGUGGCAUUACAGAACUUGAAGCAUCUGCUGCUAACUAGUGUAUUGGUUCAACAUAUCAUCAUCAAAUGUAGGGCUGUGUUGUAGGUGGUAUGUAGUGCUAAUGAUAUGGCUGAUCUGUGUAUAUAGUAUGCAGCUUUCCAAUGGCUGGCUUCUGCUAUAAGGGAGUUCUUUUUUUAUUUUUAUUUUUUGUUAAAGGGAACAUUUUCAGGAAUAUUGCCGGUUAUUUGGUGCAUAUGACUCCACAGUGACCUCUGGGAAUGCAUGUAUAAGAGAUAUAGAAGCAGGUACUGGUACUGCAGAACUGAGAUGUUUUAUUUCUUGUUUAUAUUACAUUAUUUCUCUCCAUUGUAAACGUUAUCGUGUAUUAAAAAAGGACUCAUUUUGACUCCAGGAGGGAAAAGUGAAUGACAGUGAGCAUUGAUGCAACCAAGAACGUUUUUUUUUUUUAUUCAGUUUGUUAGAAAAAGUGUUUUUCUUACUUCCAACAUUUCAUUCCAUUGGUUAACAUGUUACAAGGUACAUGCCGUACAUGUAUAUGGCAUAGAGGGUGACAUUGCUGCUCUCCUGGAGGUAGAAGUUGGGAAACUCUGCUUGGAAAAGUGCCCAGGUUGGAGUCCUUGAGCAAAGCUCUUCCUACAACGAUGGCCUACCUCUGAGUCAUGGUUACAUAAGAGCAACUGCUACAUGCCAAACGGAAAUUUCCACCAGCUUCAUUGUUGUCAUUCAUUCAAUAUUAUUUAAUAGAAUAAGUUCAUACAAUAAAGAGUCUUCUAAUAA